CUGAAGUCCAGAUCACGUGCCGUGUAAAAGCGUCCAUAAACAAGUGCUGGCCCGAGGCCGAUUCCGUGCCCGGCUUUGUGAGAGAGAUCUUCGUUAUCAACCUCAAGGGCAGUCUUGUUUGCCCGAUUUUCUCCCCUCUUUUGUGAGCCGCUAUCCUUGACCUUCGUAGAUAUCGGCCUGCUGUUCUGCCAUAAUGGCGUCGUUGGGCGAUGACCUGCUGGUCACUGUGAAUAAGCUCCAGGACCUGGUGUUCAACACUAUUGGCAAUGAUUCCCUCGAUCUGCCUCAAAUUGUUGUGGUCGGUUCUCAGUCGUCUGGCAAGUCGUCCGUCCUGGAGAACAUCGUGGGACGAGACUUCUUACCACGCGGUAGUGGAAUCGUUACUCGCCGUCCCUUGAUCCUCCAACUCAUCAACAUCCCCAGCGAGCGCCCCGACAGGCCCGAACAUGACGAGGUCCACGUCCCGCAUACCCCCGCCAGCGUGGCGGGCCAAAAUGAAUGGGCAGAGUUUCACCACCUCCCUGGUCGCAAGUUCGAGGAUUUCUUGAUGGUCAAGCAGGAGAUUGAGGCAGAGACAGCGCGCAUCGCUGGUAGCAACAAGGGCAUCAACCGACAGCCGAUCAACCUAAAGAUUUUCUCUCCCCACGUCUUGAAUUUGACCUUGGUGGAUCUGCCGGGCUUGACCAAGGUGCCCAUUGGUGACCAGCCCUCCGAUAUCGAGAAGCAGACCCGGACUCUCAUUUUAGAAUACAUCGCCAAGCCGAACAGUAUCAUUCUCGCCGUGUCUCCCGCUAAUGUGGAUUUGGUUAACUCGGAGGCGCUCAAGCUAGCCCGCCAAGUGGACCCCAUGGGCCGAAGGACAAUCGGAGUUCUAUCUAAAUUAGACUUGAUGGAUCAUGGAACCAACGCCAUGGAUAUUCUGUCUGGUCGUGUCUACCCUUUGAAGCUGGGCUUCAUCGGCGUUGUCAAUCGCUCGCAGCAAGACAUCCAAUCUGGGAAAUCGCUUUCGGAGGCUUUGCGCGCCGAAGCGGAUUUUUUCCGCCACCACCCAGCGUAUCGAAACAUGGCAAAUCGAUGCGGUACACAAUAUCUGGCAAAGACCUUGAAUUCCACUCUAAUGGCGCAUAUUCGGGAUCGCCUGCCCGAUAUCAAGGCACGUCUCAAUACGCUGAUGGGCCAGACUCAGCAAGAGUUGGCAAGCUACGGCAACAAGCAGUUUAGCGGAAAGGAACAUCGCGGCUCUCUCAUCCUGCAGCUCAUGACCCGCUUUGCCUCAUCAUUCAUUUCAUCCAUUGACGGUACCUCUUCUGAAAUCUCAACCAAGGAGCUCUGCGGUGGUGCCCGAAUCUACUAUAUCUUCAACGAGGUCUUCGGAAACUCCUUGGAGACGAUUGACCCCACACACAACUUGACAGUUUCGGACAUCAGAACUGCCAUCCGCAACUCCACAGGUCCCCGACCCAGUCUGUUCGUGCCUGAGCUGGCCUUUGAUCUGCUGGUUAAGCCACAGAUCAAACUGCUGGAGUCACCUGCCCAGCGGUGUGUGGAAUUGGUAUAUGAGGAGCUCAUCAAGAUCUGCCACACUUGUGGCUCACAGGAACUCCUGCGGUUCCCCCGACUCCAGGGCAAGCUCAUCGAAGUCGUGUCUGACCUUCUCCGUGAGAGGUUAGGCCCAUGCUCUGGUUACGUGGAAUCUCUGAUCUCCAUCCAGAGAGCAUACAUCAACACCAACCACCCCAACUUUCCCGGCGCCGCAGCGGCCAUGCAUUCCAUCAUUCAGAGCCGACAGGAGGAUGAGCGAAAGGCUAUCCUCGCCGAGGAAAAGCGUAAGCGUGAGAAGCGACGACUGAAGGAGCUUGGGUCGGCUAAUGGUGCUGCCGUCACGCCUGAUGACGAGGACGCACAGUCCGAAGCCAAGUCUCACAACCUUCCCAUCCGCAACCAAUCUACUAAAGGUGCACGAAGCAUGUCGCCUCAUGUCGGACGGAUCGCCGAGAAUGGCAUUGCUGCUACUUUGAAUGGCUCUCAUGCCAAUCACGCGGCCGGAUUUGGUGGUUCCCACACUACUCGUGAUUCGUUCUUGAACUAUUUCUUUGGCAAAGAAGGGGGCAUUCCCAGUCCCACGCCAUCGUCUCAGACGAACCUGACACGACCGGUGACCCACCACAGCGAGCCAAGCAUUAGCCAGAGCCUUCGUCGCCCGGAGAUUCGGUCACCCGUCAUGCCUUCUGAUGAAUACCCAGCACCCCCAAGCGAGUAUGGUGGGGACAUUUCUGCAUUCCCUCAUGAAAACGCAGAGCCAACUCUAACAGAACGCGAGAUCCUCGAAACCGAGCUGAUUCGCCGUCUCAUUUCAUCUUACUUCAAUAUCGUGCGAGAGACCAUCGCCGACCAAGUUCCUAAGGCUAUCAUGCACUUACUAGUCAACCACAGCAAGGACGUUGUGCAGAACCGACUAGUCAGCGAGCUCUACAAGGAGGAUCUUUUUGGUGAACUGUUGUACGAGGAUGAUGGUAUCAAGGCCGAGCGGGAGAAGUGUGAGCGACUCUUGGAGACUUACAAAGAAGCUGCCAAGAUUGUGGGUGAAGUGCUAUAGACCUAAGAAGGGCGAUUUUAUGGUGGAAAGAACUCGCACCUUGUUUGAUUAUUGCGACGUGGCUACUAUUUUCCUUCUCAUUUUCCUCUCAAGUUACGUGGAUGUACAAUUAUAUUGGGCCUUUGAUGCACAUGUGCUCUUGAUAUACUUAGGUCUCUUCUUUUUUUUUUAUUCCGACGACGGAUCAUCUUCUCUUUUAGCCUUUGAUUGAUCCUAUCACUCCAUAUGCUUGAAUAUCUAUAUAGUCUAGGGUAUUGAUGUGAAUGGCACCAGAGCGGGCUGCUAUGCUAGUCGGAAUUGACUCCGACAUGUCCGCGCUGCUUUGAAUUCAGCAGUAUCUCAUUGGGUCUUCUUCAAGCUGGUCUUCCUCAGCCGUGCUCCCUCGAAUCCAUACAGGCCUCCGCCAAUGGUGACCAAAACUGCCCCAACAAGAACACCAGAUGCCAGAUCAUUGCCGAACAGAUAGAUCGAAAGCAAUAAAGAAACAAGCUUGCGGAUGUUCAAAACCACAGUAACCGUGAGGGAGGAAGAUUUGGCAGACAGCAGGUGGACUCCCCGAAUGCAGACGUACUGCGUCAGGGCAUUCAUAAUCAAGUAAGCCACCUGGAUUGGAAUAUUGUCGAGGACAGAUGCAACCGAUUGGUGCUUCUGAGCGGCCGCAAUUGCGGAGAAAAUAUUGUUGUCUAUAAUGCUGGAUGAAACUUCGCUAACAUUUCGAGCAGACAGUGUUGAAAGCAGCGAAGGGGUGGAUGCCACGACACGCCACUGUGAUAAUAGCUGCGGGUAGCUGGUCAAGAACAAAGGCAGCGAAAGGGCGUGCGAGUAGAACAGAGCCUCCUUCCAAUGAUCGCGGCCAUAGGUGCCAUAUAGUCGGUCCGCGUAGAUUCCCUGGAACGCGGACAGAAUCAUAGCUAGGGCAAGAAUGCUGAAUCCGGUAGCCGUGGUCAUCAAUGUCACGUCGCUACCGGUUCCUAUCUCGAUGGACUGGCCCUUGGCCUGCGCAUCGGCAAGUGCUGCGGCGGCAACGCCGGCCGUCAGCAAGGCCACGGCUAGAAUCUGGCCGCGAGAGUACCGUCUCCCGUUAUAUGCAUAUCCAACGAGCAUGGAUGCCACCGGACCACCGGACCUGAGAAUGAUAUGAAGCGGAACGGAGAUCUUAUAGGCAAAGGCCCAAUUGUUCAAAAGAUUGACCGACACGAAGUAAGCAGUAUAAACCAUCCACGAGCGGAGCGGAAUCACUCGAGGGCUCAUGAAUAAGGCACGGGGACCGGCGGACAAGGAGAGGAAAUGCGGAAGUGUAAAGAUGGCACACAGAAUGAACUGGGCGAAUGUGAUCAAGGGACCUGCGUCAGGUUAGUUUAUAUAAAAGCGAGUAUUUGAGAAAGUAGUCAUUCAAUUGAACCAUACCCGCUGUAGGUUG
Molecule: messenger RNA, 4016 nt
Organism: Penicillium brasilianum
Lineage: Eukaryota; Fungi; Ascomycota; Eurotiomycetes; Eurotiales; Aspergillaceae
Source: the annotation of a GenBank genome assembly